Molecule: messenger RNA, 2014 nt
Organism: Anguilla anguilla (European eel)
Lineage: Eukaryota; Metazoa; Chordata; Actinopteri; Anguilliformes; Anguillidae
Exons: 2
Coding region: 529-783 (84 amino acids)
Source: RefSeq, a predicted model, not a curated record
CAACAGAAGACAUCAGCUGUGUCAUCAAAAUGGUGAAGAGCACAGAGAAUUCACGUUAUUUUCAGCCACACAAGAGAGAUCAUUGUGUCUCGACACUAAUAGGGGGGAGGGAGUGAGCAAGCAAGCAAGGAAGAGCGAGACACAGAGGCAUCAUACAGCUUGUUCCUUCAUCACACUCUGUCUACCUCUCUCUGUGUCUCCCUCCCUCUUCUCACACACCAGCGAUUUCUCUCUCCCUUUUCUCUCUCAAUCUCACACACAAACAUACAUACGCAUAUACUCUCACACACCUCUCUUUUUCACUUUCUCUCACAAACAUACGUUAGUACACACCCUCUCUUGCUCAGAGUGUGAUCUGUUAACAUGAUAGAGAAGUGUUCCCCACACACUAGGAAAAGCAUGAUUUCAAAAUGAAAAUGAGAAGACCUUGAAGGCAGAAAACGACAAAUGUUCUUCUGAGGAAUGAGAACAUCAGUCACCCAUUUUUAAAUUGUGUCUUGGGUGAAUUGGCCUUAAACUAAUAACAUAAUGGACCUCUCGUUUAUGGCUGCGCAGAUCCCUGUCAUGACGGGAGCAUUCAUGGACUCCCCCAACGACGACUACAGCACUGACCAUUCGCUCUUCAACUCCUCAGCCAGUGUCCAUGCAGCUGCAAUCAUAGCCCACGGGCAACAGGAGGAGCCGCAGCCCAUGUCUCGGGAUGCAAUCUGGCUGUGGGUCGCCAUCAUUGCCACCAUCGGCAACAUUGUGGUAGUGGGCGUGGUCUAUGCCUUCACCUUCUGAUUUGUCCCUGAAAUGCCCAGACUGCAGGGGCUGGGGGACAGGGGUUUCAGGGCCAGCAUGGAUUACCAGAUUCUAAUCUCCUGUUUUACAUUCCUCACUUAAUGCACAGAAUCUCUUUAUUUGGUUAUUUUUUAAAGGAUUGCUAUUGUCAUAUACAUCUAACAAUGAAUAGUGAUAUUCUCAAUUCAUAGUGAUUUUCACAGAGAUAUAUUUUUUUAAUCAUGAUCCCUUUUAUUUGGCAGGGGCACAGACAUGAAACGGAAAUGAGGAAUUUGGCUUGUAAGAAUGCUCGGACUGGAAAGGGUUAAUGUACAGAAUGUCAGUUGGUUUUUAAAGGUUUUGGUACUGUCAUAUACAUAUAACAAUCAGUAGUGAUAUUCCCAAUUCAUAAUGAAGAAAGGCAGUACAAUUAAAUUACCAGAAUUUAUUUUCAGUAUGUGUGCAUAGUCACAUGUACACAAACACACACACAAAUAAAUUCAAACACAAAAAAUGUACACUGCCUACCUGUAAUAUUUAUUUUGCUUAAAGUAAAUAUUCUAUGUAAUUCUGUAAAGACAUAUUAAAUUAUAUUAAAGAGCUUUAAAUGGAUAGUAGACAAUAUUAGUACAGCACUCCAACAUUAUUUACAGUACUCUGCAACACCUUUUCAGUUCAUUUCAAAGUUGCCUUCAAAUGAGUCCUUGGCAAGUAUAACAGAAUCAAAAAUAUGUAAUUCAAUACAUUUUGUUGUGACUGCAGUGUUCAUCAGUACAGGGUGUUUUAUUUUUAUUUUUAUUAGGACAGUAACAGAAAAAACUAUUUUUCUUGAAUAUUCAUAAUGGUUAUUUUUCUCACAACAGGAAAUUCCUUCUAAAUAUGGUUCCCCUCACUGCAAUCUUCCACUUCUUUAUCUACUUCUCAUAAAAUGAGCCGAGUGGUGACGUGACAAUCUUUUUCAGUAUAUUUACUUUUCCAUGUUGCAAGAUGUAGGCAUCAUGGUUUUUAUAUUUUCAAAUAUUCACGUGUGACUGCAUUUUCAUUUUGACCACCCACCUUUAAAAUAAGCUUUUAUCAUAACUGACUGUGCUUUUAGCCUCAUAAAAUGAGACCAAUUACUGUUCCUUUUUAAAAUAUGAUUUAUUUAAUAUGAGCUGUGACAGCAGUAUGCCUGUUCCCUCAAUCUAAAUUGACAAUCUACUGAGCUUUGUUACUAUUCAAAUAACAAAUAAACACGGUAUGGUUUAAUUUA